AUGGAAUCCAACUCUAACAAUACCUCUUCGUCAGCCUCUGCUGGCGCUAUCGCGGCCAGAACCCAACAGUGCCUCAAUGAGAUGAAGUCUCUCCCAAAGCCCGCGAGAGUUGUACUUAUCGUCGGUCGAGCCGGAGUUGGGAAAUCCUCCCUUCUCGAAGACCUCACCGGAUCGACUGGACAUUCGCAGCAGACCGUUGACAAUGUUGCCGUGAAAUUUGAAAUUGAAAAAGCCGUCCUUGACAACGACGACUACUUCAUCCUGGACACUCCCGGCUUCACUGCUGGGAAUGAACACCAAACCUUCCACGAGAUUGUCCGUGGCAUCCAAGCCAUCCGUCCGUUUGCUCACAUCGCUGGAAUAGUGCAUGUCACACACAUUCAUCAGCGUUUUGAUCAAUUCGACGAAAAGCUCGUCCGUUUCACGAAUGCCCUUUGUGGCCAGGCCUACUCGAAGCUGACUUUGGUGACUACAUUCUGGACAGCGCAAGGUCAAAAGCAGCAAUCUAUGUUUAAUGAACAGCUCGACCUGCUUCUUCAUCGCUGGCGGGAUGUUGUUGGUGUUGGCCAAGCCAAGGUCAAGACGUAUCAGCACGGAAGACAGUACGAGGCAGGACAGGAUACGGGAGAAUUCUUGAAUUGGUACGGCGACCGAGAUGAGAUUGCGCAACACGCAAAAGAUAUGAUAACUCGCAGCUUUGGCGGGCAACCAAGGCGUGCCCCGAGAAUCAUUCAGGAACUUGAAGACAGCAUUCCCCUCUAUGAUACCGCCGCAGGGAGGGUUCUUGGCAUGCUCCGGGAAACCAGGCGUGCUACAUCGUCUGCAGGCAUGGCCGAUGAUGCGCCCCAGGAACGAUACCAAGUUCCCCGUGACGAGUGGGAGCCGCCAUCCUGGCACGAACCACGACCAGGACCGACCUCAACUCCAAGAUCUCACGUACAGGCGGACAACACCGCGCCUCAGAUUCCCUGGGGAUCGAUCUUCGAUUUUGUGAAAGAAGGCUGUUCGUGGCUGAUGAGGAACAAUUUGGGUCCCGUUGCGAGCCAAGGCGCCGGUGGUCCAAGUUUCGGUGCGAGCGCUUCCUACCGUGGAUUUGGGGAUCCAAACUCUGUCGUCGACGUUAUGAAGUCGUUCGGUAUGGAUUCGAGCCUUAGCGGCAGGCAAGCAUACGCCGCUGCCAAUGGCAUUACCGGCGCAGUGGGCUCUGCGGCCUGGAAUACCGCGAUUCGGAGGCAUCUCAGCGGUAGUUUCUGA
Messenger RNA from Pochonia chlamydosporia 170, 1254 nucleotides. RefSeq names its product 50S ribosome-binding GTPase domain-containing protein. The record is from RefSeq and is a predicted model, not a curated record. The transcript is spliced from 4 exons. The coding region runs from base 1 to 1254 and encodes 417 amino acids. NCBI's taxonomy places the organism in Eukaryota, Fungi, Ascomycota, Sordariomycetes, Hypocreales, Clavicipitaceae. Gene Ontology annotation, molecular function: GTP binding.